AUGAGCAUCACAGACGUGCUGAGCGCUGACGACAUCGCGGCCGCCCUGCAGGAAUGCCAAGACCCAGACACUUUUGAACCCCAAAGAUUUUUUCAGACGUCAGGCCUCGCCAAGAUGUCAGCCAGUCAGGUAAAGGAUAUCUUCCGGUUCAUAGACAACGACCAGAGCGGAUACGUGGAAGAAGAUGAGCUUAAGUUUUUCCUCCAGAAGUUCAACAGUGAUGCUAGAGAGCUGACCGAAUCAGAAACCAAGUCCUUGAUGGCUGCGGCAGACAAUGAUGGAGACGGGAAAAUCGGGGCGGACGAAUUCCAGGAAAUGGUGCACUCUUAA
This is a messenger RNA of Ochotona princeps (American pika), 330 nucleotides long. RefSeq names its product oncomodulin 2 (gene OCM2). Gene Ontology annotation, cellular component: nucleus; cytoplasm. The transcript has 4 exons. Gene Ontology annotation, molecular function: calcium ion binding. The coding region runs from base 1 to 330 and encodes 109 amino acids. Lineage: Eukaryota; Metazoa; Chordata; Mammalia; Lagomorpha; Ochotonidae. The record is from RefSeq and is a predicted model, not a curated record.